Penicillium psychrosexuale is the source of this 351-nucleotide messenger RNA. RefSeq names its product 40S ribosomal protein uS10 (gene S10a). The record is from RefSeq and is a predicted model, not a curated record. Gene Ontology annotation, cellular component: cytosolic small ribosomal subunit; ribosome. The transcript is spliced from 3 exons. NCBI's taxonomy places the organism in Eukaryota, Fungi, Ascomycota, Eurotiomycetes, Eurotiales, Aspergillaceae. Gene Ontology annotation, biological process: translation. Gene Ontology annotation, molecular function: structural constituent of ribosome; RNA binding. The coding region runs from base 1 to 351 and encodes 116 amino acids.
AUGUCUUUCCAGAAGCCCGAGAAGGAUUUCGGCGAGGGCCCUAAGGUCCACAAGAUCCGCAUCACCCUCACCUCCCGCAAGGUUGCCUCCCUCGAGAAGGUCUGCCAGGAGCUGAUCGACCGUGCCCGCUCCAAGUCCCUCCAGGUCAAGGGCCCCGUCCGUCUUCCCACCAAGACCCUCCAGAUCUCCACCCGUAAGACCCCCAACGGUGAGGGUUCCAAGACCUGGGACAAGUUCGAGAUGCGCAUCCACAAGCGUCUCAUCGAUCUUCUCGCUCCCACCGAGACCGUCAAGCAGAUCAUCAUCAACAUCGAGGCCGGUGUUGAGGUUGAGGUCACCAUUGCCGCAUAA